AUGGGGUCCUCCAAAUUUUAUGCAUGGUAUUUAUUUUACAGAAUUCAUACAGAAAAAUGCAUUCUAAAAUUAGCUUCCGGUAUAAGCGCGACAUGUUGCCAAGCCGUCAACCCUACGGCCCUGCUGAUAGAGAGCCCUCCGAAAUGGGGCGAGGCGGCUCGGUACGCGUCCAAACAGCACCGCAAAAUCGCCGGAAGGGCCACUUUCCAGGGACAGGUCUACAACUUCCUAGAAAGGCCGGAUAAUUGGAAAUGCUUCGUCUAUCACAUCGUCGUAAUUCAUACAGAAAAAUGCAUUCUAAAAUUAGAGAAGACUAGUCUGUACCCGAAUGUAAUUAUGAGAGGAACAAAAUUAAUAUUGAUGGAGGUAGGAAAUGUAAAAUUUCUGGAUUCUCUCAAUUAUUUUCCUAUGCCUCUAACUGCUCUACCCAAGGCGUUUGUUUUGAAAGAGCUAAAGAAAGGAUACUUUCCACAUUUAUUCAACACUUUGGCUCAUCAGAAUUAUGUAGGGCCAAUUCCAGCGCUCGACUUCUACGAUCCCGACCAUUUAAAGGAAGACGCUCGGGAAAAAUUAUUAAAAUGGCAUGGCGAAAGACAAGCGGAGGGAUACGUUUUUGAUUUUCAGAAAGAAAUCGUUGAAUACUGUAUCUCCGAUGUGGAAAUAUUGACACAGGCGUGUCUCAAAUUUCGAGACCUGAUGAAAACCGAAACCACAGUCGAUCCCUUCCAGGAAAGCACCACUAUUGCAUCAUGCUGUAACAAAGUCUUUAGACGCAAUUUUUUAAAACCUGAGACGAUCGGGAUUCUACCGAACCAGAACUUAUAUCACCCCGUUUUACCGUCAAAAAUGAACAACAAAUUGAUGUUUGUUAACUGUCAAAAAUGUGGUGAAGAUUUCGUUCGAGAAGAGUGUCAGCAUUCUAUUCAAGAAAGAAGCCUAAAAGGAACUUGGGUGAUAGAAGAGGUGCUCAAAGCUAUUGAAAAAGGUUACCAGAUUAUAGAGACUUACGAAAUAUGGGAAUACGAUACAAUUCAGCUCAGUAAAGACCAAGAGGGGUUAUUUAGCGGAAUGAUGAACAAGUUUCUACAAAUAAAACAACAAGCUUCAGGAUGGCCCAAACAUUGCUUAACGGAUGAAGAAAAAAACCGUUAUAUUGAUGCAUUUUUGGAUAGAGAAGACAUAAAGCUGGAAUUUUCAAAAAUUAUAGAGAACCCCUGUUUGAGAUCGUUAGCUAAACUUAUGCUGAAUUCCUUUUGGGGUAAAUUUGCUCAAAAAGAAAACCAAAACAAAACCUCAAUAGUCAGAGACUGUGGUGAAUUCUUUGAUAUGCUGACUAAUCCUUCUAUUCAUGUAAAUACAGUUCUCCCGGUAAACGAAGAAACCCUUCUCAUAACUUGGGAAUUUAGAGAAGAGGCCUAUGACGUUUCUUCAACGGUUAACGUUGUAUUGGCUUCAUAUGUCACGGCCCUAGCUAGACUAAAAUUAUAUUCAUUCUUGGAGAAAGUGGAAGAAAGGGCAGUUUACGUAGAUACAGAUUCAUGUAUUUAUAUCUCUCGUAAGGGAUUAGACGACAUAUCUACAGGCGACUUCAUAGGUGAUAUGACCGAUGAGCUCAAUGGGGGUUUCAUAUCAGAGUUUGUUUCUGGAGGACCUAAGAACUACGCCUACAAAUAUACUACUUUGUCUGGAGAGGAACAGAUCGUAUGUAAAGUAAAAGGCAUAUCACUCAACUACAAGGCAUCCCAAGUAGUCAAUUUUGAGAAAAUAAAAGACAUGGUGCUGAAGAAAUCUGAUCCUGUUUCUGUACUUUCUCGACAGCUACGACGUACAAGAGAGCAUGCAGUAGUAACAGUCGAGUUUCCUAAGGUAUACAAGAUAACUUCAAUGAAAAGGAAAUUCUAUGAAGAUCAUACCUCUGUACCAUUUGGAUUUAAGAAAAUAAAGUAUUGA
Acanthoscelides obtectus is the source of this 1950-nucleotide messenger RNA. The record is from the annotation of a GenBank genome assembly. Lineage: Eukaryota; Metazoa; Arthropoda; Insecta; Coleoptera; Chrysomelidae.